This is a messenger RNA of Drosophila sulfurigaster albostrigata, 984 nucleotides long. RefSeq lists its product as uncharacterized. NCBI's taxonomy places the organism in Eukaryota, Metazoa, Arthropoda, Insecta, Diptera, Drosophilidae. The coding region runs from base 150 to 425 and encodes 91 amino acids. The record is from RefSeq and is a predicted model, not a curated record. The transcript has a single exon.
GAAUUGGAAAUUGUUUUUUCGUAUAUAGACCUUUUUAAUAGUUACACACAUGUAAAUGAUAAAUUAAUCGCUCAAUUCAAAUCAAAGUUUUAUGGAAUACUAAUUCUUUUUGUUCGACGCAGACGAACUGUUCACCAUUUAACUGGGCCAUGUGUCCCAAUCAGGAAGUGGAUCGUAGCCUCUUGCCCGACUGCCACAUUGCUAAUCGCGUGUUCAUGUAUUCCAUGCUGGACUAUCUGCAUUCGGGGGAGCGGCGCAGCGAAGAUGUGCAUGCCGAGUUACGUGAUCGCUAUGAGGUAUUCUGCCAAGUGCUUCACAACUUUCCCAUUCCGUUGCACGAUGAACUCGACGCUGGUUUCGAACUUCGAGUGGGGAGCGACAACAACAACUACGAAUGCUUUUCCGAAGCACUUCAGCAGCUCUAGUUCCAAGACGAGUCAACAAGGAUAUUGUUAAGUUAGUAAGCGAGGAUAAGAACUUGCAGCAGUGAUGAUGAUUAACAACCAAGCUGUGUAAAAUUAUCUUCGCCUGUUUUCGAUUUUCUUGCUUUUGGUAAAAGUGUAUAAAAAGUCGUUUAAUGUAAUGAAAGUAAAAUUAACAAUUAAAUACAACUCACAAAAAAAAAAAGAAAACGAAUUAGCUCGGCUCAAGCAGACAUACUUACAUACAUACAUCCAUGUUCAUACAUUGGUCUAUAUGUAUCGUGUGUCUAUAUAUGUAUGUAUGUAUAUGUACUUGCUAGUAUGUAUGUUUGUGCAAUAAAACAUUUUAAUGUGCGUUUGUCGCGCUUAUUUUCAUGCUUAAAAAAGUGGAACCAGCUCUCUGUGGUCAGUCGGCCGCUUAUCGAAUCAAAAUGAUCUCAUACAAAAUAUUUUAUUAUAAUCAAAACAAAAAGAGGAAAAAAUGGGCUUAAAUAACAACGCACUUGCGAACAGAAGAAAGUUUCGGUUAAGUUAAAUUUCGAAUGUACCCUACAGUCUAUAA